Messenger RNA from Purpureocillium takamizusanense, 4134 nucleotides. RefSeq lists its product as uncharacterized. Lineage: Eukaryota; Fungi; Ascomycota; Sordariomycetes; Hypocreales; Ophiocordycipitaceae. Gene Ontology annotation, molecular function: polyubiquitin modification-dependent protein binding. The record is from RefSeq and is a predicted model, not a curated record. Gene Ontology annotation, cellular component: cytosol; proteasome regulatory particle, base subcomplex; nucleus. Gene Ontology annotation, biological process: proteasome-mediated ubiquitin-dependent protein catabolic process. The transcript has 2 exons. The coding region runs from base 204 to 3671 and encodes 1155 amino acids.
CAGCAAGCACUACACGUCUUCGCCCGUUUACAGCAACCUCACGCGUCCCUGAGCCCCUCAUCUCAAUCACACGAAGCUGCUCGUACGCAUUGCACCUGCAUUGCGGCCAAUACUUGAACCAUUCGCGUCAUUUCCCCAAGACUGUGCAAAGACCUUGUGCACAGUCGACGAACCUGCUCCCCCUGUUCUUCGCGGCUAGCUAUAUGCAACAAGAGCCCACCGAGAAUCCAGAAUCGCGUCGUCAAGCAACCGUCCCCGAAGCCUCCUCCCACUUAGCCCACGAUGGCCCCUUUCAACAUGAAGCCGAUCACCUCCAGCGCGUCCGCUCCGCCGACGCCCGCAGCUCUCGCAGCUCGUCGCCACCACCUGCGCGUCUCGCUUUCCUCGACGCCGUCGACGCCGACCAGCUCGAUGAGAGACUACGCGGGCUGAAUCUGCGCGAUAGUCGCGGGAACCGCCACCGCCCUAUCGCCGCAGGUCAGAGAAUCUUGGACUAUGAAAAUGCCCUGACGCCGCCCACACCAAGGCAGGCCAUGGGCUUCAAGGUCAUCAAACGCUCUGACUCAUUCAGCAGCGUGAAGCUAAUCGACUUCCCCAACGAGAUUCUGACGCACGUCCUGUCCCAUCUCCAUCCCGAUUCGCAUGCUUCAGUCGCUCUGGUGUCGAAGCGCUUCUACGCGCUUGUGACAACGCCGCACGCAUGGCGGAUGGCUUUCCUGCGCUACUUUCCGGGGCAGACCCUGCUUGAGAAGAAAUCCGCAAAGACAGAGGCGGACGUCUGGUCAGAGACGGCUUCAGACGUUGUUCGGUUCGAAACUCGCUAUUUCUGCCGGUUGACGCCACUCGCAACGUGGCGUAGUGAGUACCUCUUCAGAACGCGCCUCAUUCGCAGCUUGGCUCGCGGUAAACCCGGAACGUCUACCAGCAACAUCGGGUCAUCGGGAGCCGGUGGCUCAUCUGGAAAGAAGAAGGGUGCCGUGUUGACGUACAACUCCAAACUUCCCUGGCUAGUCACAAAUGUUCACGCCGUCUUCUCCAACGGGAAGAAGCCACCUCAGGCUAUUCAGGGCACGGCAGAUCUCGGCGUGGCGACAAUGAGUGAUCCUACCAGCGGUAGGAUCGAGCGGUGGGGACUUCAAGACCCCUUCACAGCCGCUCAGCUCGAGGAGGUGGCUCCGAACCUCGUGCCGUACGGCCUUGGUGACGGUCCUGCCGCCGUGCCGAACGUCAUGGAUGUGAGCCAGCCGUACGGCAUGCUCACGGGUGAAGGCUUUCCCGGCGGCCGUGCAUACUUCAGAGGUGUGGACGAGCUAUGUGGCCGCUACCUGGGCGGUGAGAGCGGCGUGGUCGACACUUACGCCGACAUACCAAAGAUCCCUGAGAUGUCAGAUGCCAUCUGCAGUGUCUGGAUAGCCAAGUCCUCGGCGGUCCUUACUGCUACGCAAUCCUUGUGCGGGAUGCUCACCGGCUCUGCCCUCGGCAUUGUCACUGCGUAUUCGCUUGGUUGGGAUCCCAGCGGACCACGGCAUGAAAGCGGCGAUAUGACGGCGAGAUGGGUUCUGAGCCCCGGUGUGCCCAUCAUUUCUAUGAAGGUUGACGACGCGUAUAGCAUCAAACGCAAGUCAUCAACCAGAGUAUGGGCCGUGGCUCUCAAUGCUUUGGGUGAGGUGUUUUACCUGACGGAGACACCCUCAGCACCUUCGACUCGCGCCAGCGGUGACGACAUCACUAGGCAGGCAUGGCUUGCCGGGCGCUCAGCCUACUGGCACCUUAUAGAAAGCACACGACGUGUUGCGCGCCCGGAUGACCUUGACAAGAAUGCUUUGCGCGGCGCGUACUCUCCCCGGUCCCCCUCGGAUUCGAUGGAGCUCAACAAACUGCAACUGGCCGCCGAAGCCCGGGAAAUCGAGAAGUUCCUGCGCCAGAAGCCAGCGCAUUUUCGAAAGGUGUGUGAGGGCUGGGACAUGAGGCGGAGACUUGACGUGGACUUCGCCGCCGACGACGGUGCUGGUGCGGGAGAGGGCAUCGUUGUGAUUGACUGCGGGCUGGCCGAUGAUACUUGUGCUUGCAUUCGGCGAUUCUCAAGGGCUCUGGCACCAACAAAAGUCGACGACGGCACUCGCGAAGUGCAAUCAGCUGCUCCCUCACCUGGGCGUGACGUCCCAUCUCUCUUCGGAGCCGUCGAACCCAAAGCAUCCGUCAUCUCCGGCUCCCCUGAGCCCGUAUCGCCCAGGCCACCUCCUCCGACACCAUCAGCACCACCUAGCCAGAAUCGAGGUCUCCAUGAGUGGCACUGCUCUAAGCUGGAGCUCAGGAAUCACGUUCAGACCAUCAUCACCUCCUCUGCUUUGGACUGCUCUCUGCAAAGCCAGCAUACCUUGGCAGAAGACCCGCUUCACGUUGCCGCUGAAUCGGGAACGUCGUCCACGAGGGUUAGAUCCAAGGGAGACUCGGCCUCUUUCGAGAUCCCGGGUCGCAGGGCGCGACCCUUCGCUGUUGGCACCAAGGGUGGUGCUGUGAUAGUCUGGGAUGCGCGCCAUGGACUUUCGGAAAGCGUGUUCCCAAUUCGCAUCAUCCAGACAGACUCGCCUGAGGUAUCCUCGCUCGCAAUUUCGGCGCUGUAUCUCGUGCACGGUGGUAGCGAUGGGCUCGUCCAGGCCUGGGACACGUUGGCAUCGACGACCGAUCCCAUCAGGACCCUGAACGCUAGGUCUAAUGGGCGUGUUCCGCGGCACAUGAUGGUUUUGAAUCCGGCGCUUCAUGAGGGCAGUUAUUCCGCCGUGGGCGCAAUUUACCUGGAUCCGGACCCUACAAGCCUCCGGGGUGUCUUGUCCUUUGGUGCCUUUCUGCGUUUUUGGACAUACAGCUCUGCGAACCACCCGGCGGGUCGCAAGCGUCGCCUUCGGCACUCUGACGUUCAUGGCCGCCUGGCAAGUCGUCGGCUCGGCGGUGCCGUGUCUGGCUACAUUGCAGCGGAGGAGGCCGAGCUGCGGCGUGAGAACGAACAGCGAGCACGGGAGCAGACCCGGCUGCGGCGGCGUUUCGGCGUAGGUGCCCUCGGAGACUUGACCGAGGAAGAGGCCUUGCGGUAUGCACAGAUGGUGUCGGAGGAGGCAUACCUCCAGGAUGAGCAGCGAAGGGCUAGUGACUCAGCUGCCGACGCGAGCCUCGAUACCGCGUCCUCGAUAAGCGAAACCACGGCAGACACAGCCACGCCCGAACCCAGCAUCACGGACGCAAGCCCCCAAGUCAACAAUCCAGUGACCGACGAUGAAAGUGAAUUCGAGCAGCAGAUCCAACAGGCAAUCCGCCUGUCGCUCUUGGAGGGCGUGAACGACAUGGGCCAGUCACCCCGCGGGAACAGCUCUGGCGACUUUGAGUAUGCUAUCAAAGUCAAGCCCAAGGGCGGCAAGAAGAGGAAAUGUUCGGGCUCGGCGUCUUCGUCGCCCGCUAGCCACACCCCUAUCAAUGACCCCGGUCCUGGGACCUCGAGCCCAUCUGCCAACCAGGAUGAGGAUCUGGCAAUCGCGCUCAGCCUCAGCAUGCAGGCCCAGAGGCCGUCACCUCUUUCAUCAGUCCCCGCUGUCAGACGUGGGAGACUGCACGACGAAUUCCCACCGCUGGAUAGUGAGGGUGUUGGCAAGGGGAAAGGUGUCACGAGGUGGCAGUAAUGCGAGCGGGUCGUGUGGCCGUCGGCAUUGCGUCGCGACAAGGCGAGGCGGCGGUGCGGCGAGCGUUUUGGCAUCGCAAGAUGCAAGCAUCCAUUCACUUGAGUUUCAACAACUUGCGGGCCCACAAUGUUCAACAGUGGUGGGCUGAGGGCAUGCACUUGAUAGCCUCAGAUAUAAUUUUCCAAGCAGAUGUAUCUUCUAUAGCUCACUCGCAGCCGGCUUGCCAGUCACUUCAUCGCCAAUGUGACGUAGUGUCCAGGGGGUGUGUUGUGGUGGGAGCGCGGUCUUGAGAUUAUCUUGUCUUCCCUCUUCUUACGUCGCUGAGCCGAGGCACCCUACGAAGCCACGACGCGCUUGCCUAGCGCUGCGGGUCGCUUACCAGAUACAAUAUGCCUGAUAAAAGCCUAACAGGAGCGCUUAGCAUCUUGAUAAGCGGCGGGAUUGCCACUCCCGUCCUCCUCUC